Messenger RNA from Lactuca saligna, 519 nucleotides. NCBI's taxonomy places the organism in Eukaryota, Viridiplantae, Streptophyta, Magnoliopsida, Asterales, Asteraceae. The record is from the annotation of a GenBank genome assembly.
AUGAAUACAGGGGCUACAGGAGGAGAAGUCGCAACAAAAACAGGGACAAAUAUUAUGGAAGGGACAGAUAAAGUAGGACCCGCAUUGUUGUUGCUUUUCACUAAUGAUUCUUUGCAGUCGUUAAUCGGGCACUUAAAUUUGGAUCCAAACCGAGUGUUUGACAUUGGAGGAAUUGCUCAAGGCCUUCCUACAGAUGGGUGUAAAAGAUUAACUUAUUGCCCCAUAUCUAUUGAAACUGGAGUCAUUACUCAGGAAAAUGGUUCAGCGAGAGUGAAGAUGGGUAAAACUGAAGUCAUAGCUUUGACUUGUCUUCUCAACUUGUUGACCAAUAACCACAGAAAAAAAAAAGUAUUAAGAAAGAAGAUAGCAUUUUAUGAUGGUGGUUUCUUUGCCUUGAUGGUGGUUGGUAUGGCUGUUAUUGGUGUUGCAAUCCUGUUAACUCAUCAAAGGAGUUUCUCUGCCAAUGAGGAUGAUGCUGAGAGAGAAUUGCAACCAUGGUUUGCUAAAGAGGAUUGUUAA